UGAGGUUUGUGUUUGGACAUUUCUGGGAAAGCCUGCAACGCGCAGUGUUAAUUGCCAAGGAGAACCUGCGAGGGAGCACGAAGGCAGUUCUCUCCCUGUGCGGACUCUUUCCUUUCCUUGUGUCGGUGGUUCCUCCGUCCUGGUGCCCGGUGAUCGUCUCCCAGUGCACUGGACACAAUGACCGAGGAUUAAUUGGAUACGUUCAUUUAUCAGGGUAUUUUAACGUGCGUAUUUUUUUAGGAGGUGUGACGUGGUCCAAAAAAACGUUUCGCCCAAAGACUCAUUAAUUUCCCCUCCUAGGGCUGAGGAAUUAUCACAACGUUGCUGGGUGUUUGUGUAACAGAUGACCUUAAUACUCCGGAUCCCCUGGAUUACACCGGUACACGGCAGUGUUGCUGACAUGAACUGUUUACGCGCAACGAACUCUCCUCUUCUGAGCCUUCUCUGUCUCGCUCAGGGCAGACGGUGAAGUGGACUUCCUCUAGCAGAAGACAUGCUCUGAAACACCUCGCUGGCAGACUGUUAUGUGCCCAUCACUGCUCACUUUAUGUCUUCACCUGGAACUAAUUGAUUACCAAACUAAAAGACGCGCUCCGCCACUGGAUCUGUAUCUUCUACUGAGUCUGACAUCUCGGCAGCAUGCGGAGGGCUUCCGUUCUCACGUUGGCGCUGAUUUAUCUGCUGACUUGGACAAGUGAGGCCGACAAAGAGACUCAACUCAAGCGGGUGCAAUUGCACAGACGCUCCAGGCUGGUACGUGCCCAGCAGGGCGCGUCGGACAAGGAGCGCCCCGUCUGGCGUAUGCGCCCCGGGUUCGGUUCGGCAAUCUCCGUGCACGGGUACAGGAAGCAGGGAGAUGUGCAGGCGGACGAGGGUGUUGCCGUUUCCGCCAGGGCAGGGUCUGCGCAGGGCAAGAGAGCAGGAGGUCCUAGUUUCGGGCCGAGGAGACGAGCGGCCGGGCAGGUUGCCUUGCCGCGCCAGCCGAACACCCUGCGAGACGAGGGCACUCCGGGAGCGAGAGCCAGGGUCACCCGGAUGCCCAACGGCGCCGGGUCGCCGAACCUGCUGGCCAGCUUCGCGGGCAAGAACCGCGUCCUGGUGAUCUCGGCGCCGCAUGAAUCCGACGGCUACUACCGGAUGAUGAUGUCUCUCCUGAAACCAGACGUGUACUGCGAGCUCGCCGAGCGACACGUCCACCAGGUGGUCAUCUUCCAUCAGGAGGGAGAGAUGGGCGGCAAGGUGAGGAGGAUCACCGCGGAGGGGAAGGUGAUGGAGGAGCCGCUGAACACAGCGCUCAUCCCCAGACUCAUGAGCGUCCUCAAAUUGGAGAAAGGUAAGUUUGGGAUGGUGCUGCUGAGGAAGACCCUGCAAGUGGAGGAGAGGUACCCCUACCCUGUGAGGCUGGAGGCCAUGUACGAGGUGAUGGACCAGUCGCCCAUGAGGAAGCUGGAGAGGAGCCGACAGAAGGGCUUCGUCCAGAAGUGUAAAGCAGCAGGUGUGGAGGGCCAAGUGGAGGAGGCCACGCUCACAGAGGCACCAGUAGAAAGAAAACCAGGGAAGAAGAUUCCAAGAAAGCCCACAACAACAACAACAACUACAACCACACGACCAACCACCACCACUACCACCCGGCCCACCACUACUACCACAACCAAAGCAACAACAACAACAACCAAACCAACCACUACCACCACCAGAAGAACCACCACAAAACGACCCACCACCACCACCACGACCCAGAGACCCACCAGAGCCCAAACCACAGCCCUGUGGCUCCCAGCCCCCAGAACCACCGCUGAUCCUCACUCCUACAACCACAGAGAGAGGGAGAGGCACCCGGCUAAAACCACCCCGGCUGGGGAGAACCGAGAUCCGCACGGCCGCAAGCUGGUACCCGCCACGCAUAAACCCUCCAAGACCAAACCCACCCGGAGGAAGAACGGAGGACAGAAGGUGUUGACGAACGAGUACGAGGACAAGUACGAAGCGGGCAAGCCGACCGCCAGUGAUCCGGAGGAGGCGGAAACCUUCACUGACGUCAGCCCCACCAAGAAGGUCAAGGGCAGGCACGAAAAGCACGACAAGAAGAAGAAGAAGAAGAACGACAAGGCCGCCAAGAAGGCGGAGAGGAGAGCAGGAAAGGCAGGGAAGGAGGGAAAGAUCGGAGGCAAGAAAAAUGGAAAGAAGCCGUCUAAGUACCCGGAGAAAGAGGACUACCCAAAGCCCACUAGGAAGCCAACGCCCCCUGCAAAGGGAACUCUGGCGUCCUUCCUGGACUACUUUGAAAACAGGAGGCGGCUGCUGCUGAUUACGUCCCCCGGCGAGGAGAGCAAUAUGUACGUCGAGCAGCGGGACGAGUACCUGGAGUCCGUGUGUGAGAUGGCCAUCAGGAAAGUCUCCAUCAUCACCAUCUUUGGCUCCCUGACCAACUCCACCAUGAAGAUUGACCACUACCAGCUGGAAAAAGACAAGCCUAUGAAGGGUCUUCGCCAGGAGGACUUGGAGAACCAGGAUCUGAUCACAGAGCUGAGGAAAGAGUUCGGCAUGAUCCACGAUGACUUCUACAUGGUCCUCACCGACGGCGACAUGAGAGUCAAGCAAUCCUACGAGGUUCCCAUCGCCAUGAAGGCUGUGUUAAACUACGUCGACACCUUCUCCUCCCGCAUCCGGGAGAUGGAGCAGCAGAAGAGAGACGGGGUCGUCUGCAAGAAAGAGGACAAGCCCAGAUCGCUGGAGAACUUCAUCGCCAGGUUCCGCUGGAGACGUCGGCUGUUUAUCAUUUCCGCCCCCAACGACGAGGAGUGGGCCUAUCAGCAGCAGCUCUACGCCCUGGCCAGCCAGGCCUGCAACCUCGGUCUGAGGCACAUCGCCAUUCUGAAGUUGACCGGCACAGAGACUACGGAUAUGGGCGGCGUCUUGGAACUCUAUCCUAUCAAUGGGAGCGCGACCGUGGAGCGCGAGGGGCUGUCGGCCAACCUGGUGAAGGACGUGAGGGACUACUUCCAGAUCAGCUCAGAAUACUUCUCCAUGCUGCUGGUGGGGAAGGACGGCAACGUGAAGUCCUGGUACCCCUCCCCCUUGUGGUCCAUGGCCAUCAUCUAUGACCUCAUCGACUCCAUGCAGCUGCGCAGGCAGGAGAUGGCCAUCCAGCAGUCGCUGGGCAUGCGCUGCCCCGAGGACGAGUACGGCGGCUACGGCUACCAUCAGCACGGCUACCAGGACGGAUAUCACCAGGGCUAUGGUUACUAACCCCCCCCCACACACACACACACACACACACACACACUCUCUGCCUUGCAGCUGGGCACUGUCGGCCCUCUUCCUUUUCACCCAUGACUUUUUUCCUCCUCCCUCCACCGGGCGGUCGGCUCAGACAGUGACGUCCUUGAAUGUUUCGUAGCACUUCGUGAAAGCCUCAAAACGGUCGCUUUCACCUAUCCAGACCUUCGAUAGAUAUCAAAAAUAUGCUGCAAGUCAUCGUAGUUUUGCAAGAUGCUUUGAUUCGAGCCGACUAGUCAAUACGUGUAUAAAUGAGCCGGAAGGUUUAGAGAUCUGUUGUGGACUUUUUUUGGGGGGGGAUUUGUCAUUUUAAACAGUGUUUUGCACAUUUAUUAUAUCAUCCGUCUCCUUCCCUUGACCUUCUAGGUCAAAUUUACAUAUUGAUUUUAUCAGCGCACACCUUUAUUAUUUUGUAGAUAAGGGGCUAAAAUAAGACAUAUGUAUUUAUUGGGACCAUCUUGUUGCAUUUGAGGUGCAGUUAUCGAUUAUUUUAUGAAAAGAAGCUGUCACAUUAUUUCUCUUUUGUAAAAUUGCUGUUGCUAUACAAUGUUCCUAUUUAUACUCUAUUGUGCUAUAUGACAAAUAAACAUGUGUUUACUUCCA
Messenger RNA from Pseudoliparis swirei, 3882 nucleotides. It is a transcript of the gene ccdc80, whose product is annotated as coiled-coil domain containing 80. Bases 640 to 3249 code for a protein of 869 amino acids. The record is from RefSeq and is a predicted model, not a curated record. NCBI's taxonomy places the organism in Eukaryota, Metazoa, Chordata, Actinopteri, Perciformes, Liparidae. The transcript has 10 exons.